This is a messenger RNA of Tarenaya hassleriana, 1142 nucleotides long. RefSeq lists its product as uncharacterized. The record is from RefSeq and is a predicted model, not a curated record. The transcript has 8 exons. Lineage: Eukaryota; Viridiplantae; Streptophyta; Magnoliopsida; Brassicales; Cleomaceae. Bases 168 to 1022 code for a protein of 284 amino acids.
CUUCCCCUUUCCUCGCCAUUCUCUUCUUUAUCUGCCCUGUUCGGCUUUCUAACUAAAUAUCCUCAUUCCGCGUUUGCGUUUCGAAACGCUCCCCUUCAGUGCGUUUGCGAUCAGGGUUCUUGUUCGAGUGAUUCUUUCAUCGAAGUCGCCAUUGUUCUGGUCUGAAAAUGGAGCUUGAGUACAGAAACCGGCCAAAAUACGAUACCCUUUUGUUCGAUCUUGAUGAUACCCUUUAUCCCCUCAGCUCCGGCAUUGCAAGAGAAUGUGGACAGAACAUCAAAGAUUACAUGGUGGAGAAGCUCGGAAUUGAGAAGAGUAAGAUACCAGAACUGUCCAAUUUGCUCUACAAGAACUACGGAACCACCAUGGCGGGUCUCCGAGCUAUCGGUUACAACUUCGAUUACGAUGAAUACCACAGCUUCGUCCAUGGAAGAUUACCAUACGAGAACAUUAAACCGGACCCGGUUUUGAAGAGUCUUCUACUCAGUCUCCCUCUCCGAAAAGUCAUAUUCACGAACGCUGAUAAGUUGCAUGCAGCAAGAGCGCUCGAGAGGCUCGGGUUACAGAACUGUUUCGAAGGAGUCAUCUGCUUCGAAUCUCUGAACCCUCCUAAUGCCAAGAACGUUACAGAUUCUCACGACCAGAACAGUAACGAAGUUGAGAUCUUUGACAUUAUCAGACAUUUUUCAGAUCCAGAACCGAACCUGUCUGCGUUACCGAAGACGCCCAUUUUCUGCAAACCAUCAGAAACCGCCAUGGAAAAGGCUCUGGAGAUUGCAAACAUCGACCCUCAAAGAACGCUGUUCUUCGACGACAGUGUCAGGAACAUACAAGCCGGUAAACGUGUCGGUUUACACACUGUUCUUGUGGGUACUUCACAGAGAGUGAAAGGAGCAGAUUAUGCAUUGGAGAGCAUCCACAACAUCAAGGAAGCUUUGCCGGAGCUCUGGGAAUCCGCCGUGAAGGCCGGCAAAGUCAGAUAUUCCGGCAAACUCGCCGUGGAAACUCCGGUGAUAGCUUAAGGUCUCCGAUUUGAAGAAGCUUUUUGUUCAUUUGCAAAAAUCUUUUUAUCUGUAAUCUCUGUCUUGUAUAUAUUUAGUUUCUUCUAAUAAAAAUAUGAGCUCGAGGUUUUAAAUAAUUUA